AUGGCAGCAUCGACAGAACUGCAUGAGCUUAGGGCACACCUCCAGAGAUGCUUGGACGCGCUCGAAAACGACGAACUCUUGUGUUGCCACUUCCUCAUGAACGAGUACCGAGCCUAUGAAGACAUUCCCGGAUACCACCACGCCGAGCCAGAGCAAAAUGUGCGCGCAGAAGGUUUCACCCGGCACUACGAGGAAUCCGGUCUCGUCCUCCGGCACUCCGCGCCAAGAGGGCCGCACAACAGAGUGGCUUUACGAGCGACGAGGUUUCUUGAGGAGAAGUACGUCCGCAUCCUUCUGGUGUUUUUGGAUGAAGGAAAGGUCGAGCUGCCCGAUGGCACAAUGUUCCGAGGCAUAGAGAAGCAUGGAGAGUCCGUCUAA
Messenger RNA from Coniosporium apollinis CBS 100218, 378 nucleotides. RefSeq lists its product as uncharacterized. The transcript has 2 exons. Bases 1 to 378 code for a protein of 125 amino acids. NCBI's taxonomy places the organism in Eukaryota, Fungi, Ascomycota, Dothideomycetes. The record is from RefSeq and is a predicted model, not a curated record.